GUCAGGCAGAUGAAAUUUAGCUGAUAUUAUUUGGACAUAAAAUAAAGGCAAUAUUUUGAAUAUAAAUAUAGAAUGGAGCAUUUCGAAAUCGGCGCUUGUUUUAAAAGUUAUAAUGAACUGAUGGACAAACUAAAGGAAUACUGUAAUAGUACGAAUACUAAAUUUACUACUAAAGAUUCCAGAUUAAUUACUGAUGAAUUUGCAACUGCCAAAGAAAGUUUUGUUUACUCAGAAUUGAAACUGAUUUGUGUAUUUGGACGACAAACAAAAUUCAAAACUGGAGACAGGAAGAGAAAAAUGAGGAAUCUGAAAAUAAAGAAAACAGAAUGUCCAGCAUAUUUUCGGAUCAGGCUAAUACACUCUGGAGUGGCUUUACAAGUGGUGGCCUUGAAUAUAAACCACAAUCAUCCUUUGGAAAAAUUCGAGGAAAAACCGCAGAUAGAGGAAAUACCUAAAACCAAAAGGAAAAAACUUUCUAAUGAGAAACAAGUUAGUAGUUUGAAAUUGGAGAUUAAAAGUGAAGAUGAUAGCCUUAGUUCCGACGAUGUUCAGGCAUCUGAACUUAUAGAGGUUUUUAUUGAACCAGAUGAGGCUAUAAACCCUGAAACGAGAGUUGAGUUUUCUUUUCGAGGGUUUUGUGCACCAGUAUUCACCGUUUUCGAGGAGAAGUCUCCGAACGACCUGAUCGACAAAUAUGCAGAAUAUUUAUUAUUCAAUGGGAUCCAAGGAGUUUUAGUCAAUGACGCUAUGGGAGAAGGAAUGUCAAUGUCAGUUUCUGAGAGAAAAUUGGUAACGGAACGAUGGGCUAAGGCCGUCAAAGCAACCGACCAGCACUUGAUGGUUCAAAUUGGUGGAUGCCCGCUACCUGAUGUGUUGGAACUGACAGAACAUGCCGAAAACAACGGGGUAGAUUCGUUACUUUGCCUGCCAGAAAUGUUUUUCAAGCCAUCUAAUUCUAAACAACUGAUAGAUUAUCUGACGAUUGUGUGUGAAGCUGCCCCUAAAACACCUGUUCUCUAUCAUCACAUUCCUGCCUAUACCGGAGUCAAUAUCAAUAUGGCCCAAGUGCUGGACGAAGUGUCUGAAAAAAUACCAAAUUUCUGUGGCCUCGUCUACACGUCUAAUGAUUUGGAAGGAGGUGUAGCAGCUCUGGAAGCUAGAGAGAAAAAAUAUGUAGUAUUUUUUGGAGAAGAAAAACUUUUGACGGGUGCAUUUUUGAUGGGAUUUGAUUCUGCUAUCCUGCCAUCUCUAAACAUGUUUCCUCAAUACAUCAUGGAUAUAUCACAUGCUAUCAAAAAAUCGAAAAUAAGCGAGGCUCGUAAAAUUCAGGAAGAACUUUUAACAAGAUGCUCUGUGAUAAACAAAUUUGGAUCCUUGGUUCCUGCAAUGAAAGUUGCUAUGAACAUACUGUCCCCAGUAAAUGUUGGGUUAGCUAGAUCACCUCUCAAGAAUUUAACUGAUGAUGAAAUGAGUGAACUGGAACAAAAAUUAGAAGAUUGCAAAUCGAAAUGAAUGAAUGAAAUAAUAAUUAUUAUUUUGUAUUUUACAAACAAACAAACUCUGUAAUAUAAGAUUUUUUCUUG
Phaedon cochleariae (mustard beetle) is the source of this 1583-nucleotide messenger RNA. The record is from the annotation of a GenBank genome assembly. NCBI's taxonomy places the organism in Eukaryota, Metazoa, Arthropoda, Insecta, Coleoptera, Chrysomelidae.